ACAUCGUAACAGCUUAGGGCGUCACAUCCGCCCCCGAGCAUUCCGUUAAAUCUGACGGAAAUCGUCGCCCCCUGGCUUCUACACGUGGCGCUUCCCAUUGCCGGAGAGCGAGCGGCGUCACCCCCUCUGCCUCUGCUCUCACGUCUCUUGUUGCUCAUUUGAACCCUCUCGAUUUCUCUCUCGUCUCCGCCUUUUUUCUCUCUGGAGCUGAUCUCGGUCGCUAACGGCUGUCGUUGCUUCCGAAGGGAAGCUCUCAGAGCUCCGCUUUGCGGUUGCUGGUCUCGAUCGGAACAGGGGAAGCGAUUCUUGGAAGAUCUCGGAUCUGAUACGGGUUCUUGAUCAUUUCUUGUUCUUGGUAGUGAAAACGAGAAUUCUGGGUUCAUCGAUCUCGUGUCUCGCUAUUUGAGGUAGAUCGGUCCCCAAUUCUUUCAUGCCAACAGAUCCUUCAAAACCGGAUCCUUAAAAAAAUCGAAGUCGGAUUCGGAUCCGACCCAUUUCCACUCUAAGAAGGCUCUCCUUUGCCUCAGCGCCUGUCCCCGAGACACGCCGCCGGCCCUCCAUCCCUCCUUCCUUUCUUGGCAGGGCCUGGCCGUCCAAGAACUACCCAUCCCUCUCCCGCUCUUCUUCAUCAGGAAGUUAACUUACUAUUAAGUCAUCACUCCAAGGAAUUGAUGAAUGGCACUUCCAUAUCCAGCAAUAGCAUCCGGGCAGCCUUCUCUUACUGCGUGCAGCAAGUGCGCAGUUAUGAUUAUCACCACUACCUUUGCCUUCUUCACCUUCCCCCAGCCAUGCGGAAGGCUGCAUUUGCCCUCCGUGCUUUUAAUGUUGAAACCGCCCGGGCUAUGGAUGUUGCUUCCGAUCCCAAGAUAGGUCUUAUGCGCCUCUUCUGGUGGCAAGAAGCUAUCGAUAAAAUAUUUGCCAACAAGCUAAUAGAGCACCCAGCAGCUCAAGCCCUCUCUUCAGUGAUUUCGGAGCAGAAAAUCAGCAAGCAUUGGCUCAAAAGGUCUGUGCAGGCCCGGAUAAAUGAUGCAAGCAGAGAAGAGCAUGCUAUCCCAGAAACUAUAGGGGAUUUGGAGGGGUAUGCAGAGGAUACUGUAUCUACCAUUCUGUAUGCAACUCUUCAAGCUGGUGGGAUUCGGUCCACUGCAGCUGAUCAUGCUGUGUCACAUAUUGGGAAAGCGAGUGGACUGCUAUUGCUGCUCAAAUCUCUGCCUCACCAUGCAAGUCAUCAUGGGAGAAUACCUUACAUUCCAGCUGAUGUAGCAGCUAGACAUGGGUUGCUAAUAACAGGGAAUGGCCGGUCUGACAUUAGGAUGGAGUCAGGUGAGGGAUUAUCAGAUGCUGUUUUUGAGGUGGCUUCCAUUGCUAACAUUCACUUGCAGAAGGCACGGGAGUUGGCUAAAACAGUUCCUGCUGAGGCUGUUCCUGUGCUUCUUCCAGCAGUGCCUGCUCAGGUCCUGCUGGAUUCUCUAAAACAUAGGCAAUUCAACGUGUUUGAUUCAAGGAUAUCACGUGGUGUCUUGGGGAUCUCUCCUCUGUGGUAUCAGUUAAAGCUGAAGUGGCAUGCCUGGAGAAACACAUACUAAAGUUUGACAUUCUUGAAUAGAAAGGUUUUUCCAAGUUGUUACGCACUUGGUUUUUUUCUUAAAAUUCCAAGGAGAGUCGAACUGAUGUGAGAAACUGUUCUCGUGUCAGCUAUUGCCAUCUUCAAUUUAGAAGAGCAUGAAAGAAAAUCCUGUUGGUUAUAGGAAUAAGAUUAUUUUUGUUAGAUGAAAAAGGCCUUGCACUUUAUGUCUCUUGGGUGCUGGAAUAUUUAAACGAGACAGGUUUUUGUGAAGUUGUUUCCAUAUAUCCACUCUGCAUGAGAAUCGGCUAAACAAUUUUGGACUUGGCAAAGUGAAGCAAGGCUAUGAUCCGUCUGAUCAUCUGUAUGUGGAAUCAUUUUGUCCCAAUAUCAUGCAUGCUUUUAGGCAAUAAUUUUGUGGUGGAAUCAAUUUUUGGUCUGCAGUGAAAAUUCUUGUUAUCAGGGGUAUACAUUCAAGCAAAAGAAAUUAUUAUGAACUUGUGCUUUGGGAGGUCAUUCCCUAAGGUUUCUGAAAAGAA
This is a messenger RNA of Phoenix dactylifera (date palm), 2103 nucleotides long. Its product is annotated as Terpenoid synthases superfamily protein. Gene Ontology annotation, cellular component: mitochondrion. Gene Ontology annotation, biological process: biosynthetic process; mitochondrial respiratory chain complex I assembly. Lineage: Eukaryota; Viridiplantae; Streptophyta; Magnoliopsida; Arecales; Arecaceae. The record is from RefSeq and is a predicted model, not a curated record.